This is a messenger RNA of Hydra vulgaris (swiftwater hydra), 1378 nucleotides long. RefSeq lists its product as uncharacterized. The record is from RefSeq and is a predicted model, not a curated record. Lineage: Eukaryota; Metazoa; Cnidaria; Hydrozoa; Anthoathecata; Hydridae.
AUUUAAAUACAUAUAUGAUUUGCUAUUGAAGACGUACUGCAAAAAAAAAACCUAAACGUAAAGAAAAGGAAGUUCGCUAAAGUAUAAAUGAACUUCAUGAUUCGAAAUUUUUUUAAGCAUAAAAUUUGGUUACUAAUUUUUUUUAAUAUUCGUGGAACAUUUCAAGAUUUUGUAUUUAAAGAGCAAAGAGAGAUCGUAAAAGACAAGUAUCUUGCAACCGUAACAAUUCCUAUAGAAUAUGAAAUAUCAUUUGAAAUUUUUAUAACUUCAUAUUUAAAAGUGUGGACAAAUGCAAUUCAUUUUACUAAUUCAAAUGAUUGUUGUGAUUACGGAUCCAGAGUUCCGAGUUUAUCUGUUAAUCCUAAUCAAAACACCGCACAAAUUUGCUCAUCAGUAAACGGAAGCGGUUCUUAUUGUUUCGCUACGCAACCAUUACCAUUGAUGCAAUGGAUUAAGGUAACGGUAAAGCAGUUUUUGACUAAUAGUGAUUACUUUUAUUCUGUCUUAAUUAAUGAUGAGACCGUUCAUUCUGUGAAAAACACAAAAGUAAGCUUUUUUGAUAACGUUAAAGUUUUCAUCAGCAAUCCAUGGGUAGUUGCACAACCAGGAUACAUAAGAAACUUGUAUGUACCAACACUUAAAGCCGACACCUACUCGUUUUACAGAGACUUGAGAAAUGAAGCCACCUUGACAAUGUCGGAUGUUAUUAAAAAUGCUAAUACUCUUAUUAUUGGAGCUGAUGCAAUAGCUACAUACAUGCAUCCUUCAAAUGAGGCAUACGAUCCUUCAGCAUGCAUUUUUACGUGCUUACAAAACGCUAAUUGUUAUUCACUAAGUUUUUCACAAGUUGCAAAUCUAUGUAUGUUAUUUGGUUUAAAUAUCAGAUAUAACGUAAACUUUUUUACUAUUAAUAUAAAUUGGGACAGUUACGUUUUAUAAAAUAUGAGUUAAAGAUGCAUUAUUUGAUGUUUUCAGCACAAAAUUGUAAUACAGUCAUAUGCUUUUAGCGAGGACAGUUAAGGUGGAUAAUUUAGCUUGUAAGUUAUAUAUAAACAUGGAAAAAUGUUCAAACUACAAAAGGAAAACAACAGGCUACACAAAACACUACGUACAGGUAGUGAAAACAAUGAUUUAAAAUUUGUUUACUUGUAAAAUCACAACCAUCUUCAUUAUCCAGUUGUUGUUUUUUUCUAUUUAUAAUAGUUGUUAAUGAGUUUUAUUAUUUUAUAAUAUAAAAUAUAGUUGCUAUAGUAUUUUAUAGCUAGAGAUAACUUAAAUAUAAGUUAUCUCUAGCUAUUCAUGAUUGCUGCGUCAUCCUAUAGAAUAUUUAUAUAUUUUGUUACUGUUAAUAAUAAUAACAAGUGAAAGAAAAGAUUAU